AUGUACAUUUUUGGACUCCAAGGUGAUCCCGGGCCGGGCCAUGGCCUCUCCUGCCGGCAGCCCCCGGCUCCUGGAGCCUGGAGGGGCCCUCGGGCUCCCCGGCAGCCCCGGGGGAGGGCGCUGAGCCCCGACGAGCUGCAGCUGCUGGCCAAGCUGGAGGAGCAGAACCGGCUGCUGGAGGCCGACUCCAAGUCGAUGCGCUCGGUGAACGGCUCGCGGCGCAACAGCGGCUCCUCGCUGGUGUCCAGCUCCUCGGCCUCGUCCAACCUCAGCCACCUGGAGGAGGACACCUGGAUCCUCUGGGGCCGCAUCGUCAACGAGUGGGACGAGUGGAGGAAGAAGAAGGAGAAGCUGCUCAAGGAGCUGAUCCGCAAGGGGAUCCCGCAGCACUUCCGGGCCAUCGUGUGGCAGCUGCUGUGCAGCGCGGCCGAGCUGCCGCUCAAGGCGCAGUACUCGGAGCUGCUGCGGAUGUCGUCGCCCUGCGAGCGCCUGAUCCGCCGCGACAUCGCCCGCACCUACCCCGAGCACGACUUCUUCAAGGGCCAGGACAGCCUGGGCCAGGAGGUGCUCUUCAACGUCAUGAAGGCCUAUUCUCUGGUGGAUCGCGAGGUCGGUUACUGCCAGGGCAGCGCCUUCAUCGUGGGACUGCUGCUCAUGCAGAUGCCCGAGGAGGAGGCGUUCAGCGUCUUCGUGCGCCUCAUGCAGCAGUACCGCCUGCGCGAGCUCUUCAAGCCCAGCAUGGCCGAGCUGGGGCUCUGCAUCUACCAGUUCGAGUUCCUGCUGCAGGAGCAGCUGCCGGAGCUGAACGUGCACUUCCGCUCGCAGAGCUUCCUCACCUCCAUGUACGCCUCGUCCUGGUUCCUCACGCUCUUCCUCACCACCUUCCCCCUGCCCGUGGCCACGCGCGUCUUCGACAUCUUCAUGUACGAGGGGCUGGAGAUCGUGUUCCGCGUGGGGAUGGCCCUGCUGCAGUUCAACCAGGCCGAGCUGGUGCAGCUGGACAUGGAGGGCAUGUCCCAGUACUUCCAGAAGGUGAUCCCGCACCAGUUCGACUCGUGCCCGGACCAGCUGAUCCUGCGCGCCUGCCAGGUCAAGUACAACCCCCGCAGGAUGAAGAGGCUGGAGAAGGAAUACGCCGCCCUCAAGAGCAAAGAGAUGGAGGAGCAGAUCGAGAUCAAGCGGCUCCGCUCCGAGAAUCGGCUCCUGAAGCAGCGAAUCGAGACCCUGGAGAAGGAGAGCGCGGCCCUGGCCGAUCGCCUCAUCCAGGGCCAGGUGACGCGGGCGCAGGAGGCCGAGGAGAACGACGUCAUCCGGCGGGAGCUGGCGCUGGUGCGGCAACGCUGCAGCUCGGCCACCGAGAGCCUGAGACGGGCACAGAGCACCAUCAGAGAGCUCCAGGGUAACCCCCGUCUGAGCGAGGAGUUCGUGGCGCACCUGGAGACGGAGCUGGAGCGGUCGCGGCUGCGCGAGAGCGAAACCCUGGGCGCCCUCAAGGAGAUGCAGGACAAGGUCCUGGACAUGGAGAAGCGGCAGCCGCUGCUGCCGGACGAGUCCAGCGUGGUUCGGCUGCAGGAGGAGCUGCAGGAGCUGGCACUGAGUGACAUCGGGGACAGCUGGCAGGUGUGCGGGGGCCGCUGGAAGGAGCCGCGGGCGCUGCACGAGGCCGUGCUGGGGGUGCAGCUCCGAGAGAGCCAGGCCCAGGUGGAGCUGAGAGCGCUGAGACAGCGAGUGCUGCACCUGGAGACACAGGGGCGGAUCCAGCGGUCGGUGCUGGGCCGGGCCGAGCAGGCCUGCGCCGGCCUGCGGGAGCAGCUCCGCGCCGCGGCUGCCCAGAGCCAGGGGCUGCAGGCCCAGCUCAGCGAGAGCCACCGCAAACACGCCGAGGCACAGUGCAAGAGCAAGGAGGAGGUGAUGGCCGUGCGGCUGCGCGAGGCCGACAGCAUGGCCGCCCUGGCCGAGAUGCGGCAACGCGUGGCAGAGCUGGAGAUCCAGCGGGAGGAGGGGCGCCUGCAGGGCCAGCUGGAGCACUCGGACGCGGCGCAGUACAUCCGGCACCUGCAGGGACACAUCCGGCAGCUCAAGGCCGAGAUCCGGCUGCUGCGGGGGCCGCUGUCCUUCGGCGCGGUGGCCUUGGGGACACGCCUGGGGGACGAGGACUCGCUGGGCUCCUCGGACGAGGAGCUGCCACCGCCCUUCGCCCUGACCCCAGGGGACAUCGGGGACACCGGGGACACCGGGGACAGCAGUGACAGCGAGCCCGAGGUGGCACCUACGGCACCGUGACACACAGGGGACAUCGGGGACACUGGGGACAGCAGCGACAGCGAGUCCGAGGUGGCACCAAUGGCACCGUGACACACAGGGGACAUCGGGGACACCAGGGACAGCAGCCACAGCCAGAGGUGGCACCGACGGCACCGUGACACACUGGGGACAUCGGGGACACCGGGGACACCGGGGACAGCAGUGACAGCGAGCCCGAGGUGGCACCCACGGCACCCUGACACACUGGGGACAUCGGGGACACCGGGGACAGCAGCCACAGCCAGAGGUGGCACCCACGGCACCGUGACCCACUGGGGACAUCGGGGACACCGGGGACAGCAGCCACAGCCAGAGGUGGCACCGACGGCACCGUGACACACUGGGGACAUCGGGGACACUGGGGACAUCGGGGACAGCAACGACAGCAGCGACAGCGAGCCCAAGGUGGCACCGACGGCACUGUGACCCACAGGGGACACCAGGGACAGCAGUGACAGCCCGAGGUGGCACCCACAGCACCCUGACACACUGGGGACAUCGGGGACAUUGGGGACAGCAGUGACAGCCCGAGGUGGCACCGAUGGCACCGUGACACACAGGAGACACUGGGGACACCGGGGACAGCAGCGACACUGAACCCGAGGUGGCACCCACGGCACCGUGACACACAGGGGACAUCGGGGACAGUCCGAGGUGCCACCACAAGGACACUGGGGACAGACCAGGGGACAGUGGGACACCUGUGGCACCCCGGGGACACCAGGGGACACUGAGGGACACCAAGGACACUGAGGGGACACCUGUGACAAGCAGGGGACACUGUGGGGCAUGCAGGGGACAUUGGGUGACACCAGGGGACACAAAGGGACAUUCAGGGGACACCCAAAGGGCUCUGAGGGACACCCAGGGGACCCUGAGGGGCACGUGUGACACCUGAGGGACACCAAGGGAGACCCAGGGACCCCGAGGGACACCUGUGACACCUCAGGGACACCCAGGGACACCUGAGGGACACUAAGGAACACCCAGGGGACACCAAGGGACAGCCCUGACCUGGCUGAUCCCGGACGUGGAGAGAUCCCGGGACAGGGACAGGGACAGGGAUGGGACAGAGACACACCUGGGACAGGGAUGGGACAGAGACACACCAGGGACAGGGACAGGGACACACCUGGGACAGGGAUAGAGACACACCUGGGACAGGGACAGGGACACACCAGGGACAGGGACAGGGACAGGGACGGGGACACACCUGGGACAGGGAUGGGACAGAGACACACCUGGGACAGGGACAGGGAUGGGGACAGGGACACACCAGG
Messenger RNA from Vidua macroura (Pin-tailed whydah), 3584 nucleotides. RefSeq names its product ecotropic viral integration site 5 like (gene EVI5L). Lineage: Eukaryota; Metazoa; Chordata; Aves; Passeriformes; Viduidae. The record is from RefSeq and is a predicted model, not a curated record. The transcript has 20 exons. Bases 1 to 2283 code for a protein of 760 amino acids.